Messenger RNA from Manihot esculenta (cassava), 1308 nucleotides. RefSeq names its product G-type lectin S-receptor-like serine/threonine-protein kinase At4g27290. Gene Ontology annotation, biological process: recognition of pollen. Lineage: Eukaryota; Viridiplantae; Streptophyta; Magnoliopsida; Malpighiales; Euphorbiaceae. The record is from RefSeq and is a predicted model, not a curated record. The transcript has a single exon. Bases 66 to 1202 code for a protein of 378 amino acids.
UUAAGUAAAUUUUUCCUUUUUAACUUCCACCCGUGAAGCUCAAAGCAGAAUAAGCUCAACACCAAAUGGAUUCUCUCUCUUUUAUGUUUGUAGUUGUUAAUUCACUCUGCUUUACCGCUCAAUUCUCAAGUGCAACUGAUACUCUUACGUCAACCCAAUCUCUUGCUGAUGGCAGCACCUUGAUUUCCAAACAUGGAAGUUUUGAACUUGGUUUCUUUAGUCCUGGUAGUUCCAGGAAUCGUUACUUAGGAAUUUGGCACAAAAAUAUCCCAGUUAGAACCGUUGUUUGGGUUGCAAAUCGUCGCGCUCCAAUAUUCAACAAUUCGUCUGCUCUGCUGAUGAUAGACAACCAAGGAAAUCUUGUACUAAAGAAUGGGGGAAGCGUUGUUUGGUCAGCAAACUCAAAAAGAGAAGUCCAAACUCCACUUUUACAGCUCCUGGAUUCUGGGAAUCUUGUUUUAACUGAUGCAAGUGAUGGCCGUUCUGGAAUCUACUUAUGGCAGAGUUUUGAUUAUCCAACUGAUACGUUGCUACCAGGGAUGAAGCUCGGAGUGAACUUGAAGACAGGACUCGAUCGGCGUCUGACAUCAUGGAAAAACUGGGAUGAUCCAUCACCAGGGGACUUUGUUUGGAAGAUCCUCCUAUAUAAUAAUCCUGAGUCUACCAUGUGGAAAGGCUCGAAGUUCUACUUUCGUUCAGGCCCAUGGAACGGCAUUACAUACAGCGGUACACCGCAAUUAAAGCCUAACCAGGUUUUUAUUUUCAACUUUGUUCAUAGUGAUGACGAGGUUUAUUAUACAUACUACCCCAAGAAUAAAUCUGUAAUUUCAAGGCUUGUAAUGAACCAAACCAACUACAGGCGUGAGCGCUACAUAUGGGACGAAGCAUCACAGUCCUGGAGCCUGUUUAUGUAUCUGCCAACAGAUUACUGCGACAGUUAUGGCCUUUGUGGUGCUUAUGGAAAUUGCAUCAUUACUGACUCGCCAGUUUGCCAGUGUCUGAAAGGAUUCAAUCCUAAAUCGCCUGACCAGUGGAAUUCUGGGGAUUGGUCUCAAGGCUGUGUCCGCAAUAAGUCGUUAAAUUGCCAGGAUGGUGAUGGAUUUAUCAAAUACACAGAAUUAAAAUUGCCUGAUACUGAAUAUUCUUGGGUAAAUAAGAGUAUGAGCCUGGAGGAAUGUAGGGGAAAAUGUUUAAACAACUGACUGCUUACUCAGUCUUUGAUAUUAGAAAUGGAGGCAGUGGCUGUGCUCUUUGGUUUAACGAUUUGAUCGACAAUAGACAAAUUCCCUCUGGUGGACAGGAUCUCUA